AUGGAGGAUGCAAAAAAGCUCAGUGUAAAUGGGGAUGCUGAAGGAUUCAAUUUUGGAAGAGGCAACAUUCGAAAAUGUGGCGCUCCACCCAAUAAUGGUGAAUUUGUGUUAAGUGUUUUCUUACAGCAGACUGGAGUGAUGGAACUGAAGUAUCAUGGAGAAAAGCUGCAGUCAUUAUUUUUGGAAAGGCUUCGUUUACAAGAUGAGGCCGUUGAUGGAUUACAUCAGCGUGAGUGUUGGAGUCAAGAGUUUGGCUACUGCCGACGAUGCAAAAGCACAAAGCUCGAAUACAAGAUUUUGAAGUUUAUGUCUCUCGGCUAUGCGAAAAAUUUCAAAGGCCAUCACAGUGACAUCGACCAACAAGAUAGCUUACAUCACUUUUGCUUGGACCUCUGA
This is a messenger RNA of Plasmopara halstedii, 396 nucleotides long. RefSeq lists its product as uncharacterized. The transcript is spliced from 3 exons. Bases 1 to 396 code for a protein of 131 amino acids. NCBI's taxonomy places the organism in Eukaryota, Oomycota, Peronosporomycetes, Peronosporales, Peronosporaceae. The record is from RefSeq and is a predicted model, not a curated record.